Molecule: messenger RNA, 741 nt
Organism: Cylindrotheca closterium
Lineage: Eukaryota; Bacillariophyta; Bacillariophyceae; Bacillariales; Bacillariaceae
Source: the annotation of a GenBank genome assembly
AUGCCAUGCAAUGCCAUAUUUGUGCUACCCGAGAAUGAUGGUACGAGCCAUCAUCAAGACUGGAGUUGUUUUCUCAACGCUUUUGGAUCCGCCGAACGAAGUACGAAUAAGCUCUCGGCUCGAAACAUUAUUGAAAAUCUCCCACACGUUGACCACAAUCAUCUGAAAUACGAGUGCGGCGAGUAUGUUCAAUUGCACGUGACUGAAAAAGUAACGAAUACGAUGAAAAGUCGGACCAUUGGAGCGAUAGUUUUGGACCCAAGAAAUCUGACUGGACGAUACAACUUCAUGUCUCUGGAAACCGGAAGAGAAAUCAAUGGGCGAGUGACAACGGCGAUGCCUAAUAUCACUGACGACGUGAUCAAGCGAGUAGAAGAACUCGGACUUGAACAACAGCAGCCGUAUCGAGAAUCGAAAAUGCUGAAGUAUGAAUGGCGACCAGGACAACCGAUCACCGCGGAUGACAUCGUUGCACCUGCUGAUGCAGCACAAGAGCCGCUCAUCUUGCCUGAACCUAUCGUCAUAAAUCUACCAAAUGAUGGGCCCAAUCCUUUCGUACCUAUUGAUGUGGAUGAUCUGCCAGGAGCGGAUGAAAUUGAGACAGAACUACCGGACAAUCAAGAGGAACAAGGGGGGAAACUCAAGGAGCGCAAGGAGCGGAAAUUCAAGGAGCGCAAGUCGAAGCACUGGUCGAAGCUCAAGGAGCGCAGAACGGCAACCAAGAGCAACCACAAGACGUGA